AUGCGGGAUGAUGACAAAAGCUUGAAGGCAAAGAUCGGCGGUUAUAGUUUUAAUGUUAGCACAUCCGAGUUGAUGGCCGUUUUAAGGAGCAUGGAAGACAAGGUACGCUGGCCAAAAGAAAUGAGAUCAAACCCGAACAGGCGAAAUCCUGAUUUUUGGUGCAAAUUUCAAAAUGAUCACGGUCACAAAAUGGCGGAUUGUAGAUUGCUGCAAGGUGAAGUAGAACAUUUAUUGAAACAAGGAUAUUUAACUAAAUUAUUUAGUGAAAAGGGAAAGCAGGCAUAUAUGAAAAAUAGGUCGGAGCCCCCAAAACCCCCUUCACCAAAAAGGACGGUUAAUGUCAUAAAUGGAGGAGAAGAGAUCAAUGGCGUAACAUAUACGGCAGCGAGGAAGGUGUCAAAAAUAACAGUUACACACGGGAAGCGAGUGCGACAGGUUUUGGAAGAAGAUAGUAGUUCCGUGAAUAUCAUUCUGUUAAGAGUGGUAAAUGAGAUGCAAGCCGAUGAUAAGCUGAUACCCAAGGCUGAUACAUUGUCCGGUUUUGACUACUCGAUCGUCGUAACAAAAGGCAAGAUAAUACUCACUACAUUCGCUGAAGGAGUAGUCAAAGACACCAAAUUUCAAGUGGUAGAAAUAGAUAUGGCUUAUAACAUGAUUCUUGGUAAACCAUGGAUUCAUGAGAUGGAUGCUGUUUCAUCUACUUUGCAUCAA
Nicotiana attenuata is the source of this 711-nucleotide messenger RNA. RefSeq lists its product as uncharacterized. The annotation marks the transcript as partial. NCBI's taxonomy places the organism in Eukaryota, Viridiplantae, Streptophyta, Magnoliopsida, Solanales, Solanaceae. The transcript is spliced from 2 exons. The record is from RefSeq and is a predicted model, not a curated record.